This is a messenger RNA of Cooperia oncophora, 360 nucleotides long. The record is from the annotation of a GenBank genome assembly. NCBI's taxonomy places the organism in Eukaryota, Metazoa, Nematoda, Chromadorea, Rhabditida, Trichostrongylidae.
AUGUUCCAGCUGCAUGGUUCACCUGACGUGUCCGUGGUUGCCUUUAAAAGUUCUGCAUUCAACAUCUAUGCAGUUAGUGACAGACUGAACAAACGAGGAUGGAACCUGAAUACGUUGCAGAAUCCAAACGCUAUUCAUAUAUGUCUCACCUAUAAUCAUGCUAGUCAAGAAGUCGUGGACGCAUUCCUGAAAGAUCUCAAGGAAGUAGUUGAUGAAGUAAGCAGAAGUGAUGAUAAAGGGAACAAAAGUAGCACGGCUGCUCUCUACGGGAUGGCUGCUCAAAUUCCUGACAAAUCAUUGGUGGAUGAAAUGACCUUCGAGUUUCUCGAUGCUUGUUACGCAAAACCACCUCAGCACUGA